AUGAAAUUGCUGUUGUUGCUGCAGAUAUUCACAUCAUGGUCACACAUAAUGAUGAACCUGCACAAGUAUCUUAUAAACGAUGUUUGUCAUAUUCUAAGUAUUACGACAAAGUUAAGAUACUAUCCUAAGGAUUAUGUUCGAGAAUGUAUGGCUGAGUCAGUGUCGUUUUUGCUUAGGAAAGCGUCAAUUGAGCAACUAAAGAGAGGUGUUCAGGAACUUAUGGCUGAAGUUGUUGAGGAACCAUCGGAAAUGAGGAAAUCUGGUGUUAGUGUUCUACUAUCUCAUGUUAUGAGAAUCACCUCGUCAAGAUUGCACUCGAAAGCUGAGAUAUUGUUGCCACUUCUGGUUGAUGAAUCUAUCUUCGAUAUCGGUGGCCAAUGGAUUAAAGAUUCAGGACCGGUUCUAGAAGUACUUAUCCUGACCUUUGAGAAACUUCUUGCGGAGCUAGAUCCAGCCGAACUUUCUUUCAUAUGGAAUUGCUUGUCAGAAAAGAUAUUAGAAUCUUUGACAAACAAGAACUCUUUACACCUGACUCAUCUUUUGUCCCUGCUUACUUCUAUUAUGCAAAUGGAUUAUCUUGGGAAAGUCACAGAUUCUGAAUCCUUAGUCAAACUUGUCAACCAGCUCGUGGAAACUUUUAUUGCUCGUUCUCCUACAAUGGAGAACAUAGACCUACACUCUGAAGUUAUUGAAAAAGUUCUGCAACUCAUGCUUUGUGUAAUUGGUUGUCUCUCCGAUUCUAAGAAUAUGCCUGCUUUACAGCUGGUUUCUGUACAGUGGGAGUCAGUGUUCAAUAUAAGAAGUCGAAGCUUACUGACUUUCCUAGGAGAUCUUCUCAUGAAGGAUUCCAGUAUUUAUCAUGUCUUUGGAACAAAUAUAAUGCGUGCGUUCACUAAUUUAAUAGAAAUAUAUGAUGAAGAAGUCAUGUAUUUAAUGAUGAAGUUCUGUGAGAAACUGGAAGAGGAUAGCUCUAGCUUUUGGGAUGGGAAAUCCAAGGAGAAGCUUUCAAGGAUUUUAGUGUUUUUUGAAGAGACUCUUCAUUACUGGAUUGGAGAAAUUAGUAAUUCUGUUGAUGGAAUAUUAUGUCCUGCUCGACAGAAUAAGUUGGCUGUCUUAUGGGCUGUUAUUGGCUGCUAUUCGCAUUUAGCAGAUGUCCAAGAAAACUCAUCUGUACUAAUGGAGUUGAUAAAUGCAAUCGACAAGCUUCUGAUAAUGGAAUCUAAGGCAGACUUACAGCAAGAUACUUGGUAUUGCUUACUUGGGGCUGCGUUGCGUUCUUAUAACAAGUUGGUGUCUAGGAGGGGUAUUACUCAUGAAGAGUCUGCAAUUAUUAAGUUCCUGGAUCUUGCAAAAAGAUAUAAGCUGUCGCCUCGCAUAUUAUCUGCUGUAGCAGAUAUAUUGGAUUCAGUCUCUGGUGCAUCACAUAGGAAUUGUCAAUUUUAUCUUUCAGAGUCUACUCUAGAUAUAUUCUCUGAAAAUCUGAGUCAUCCGAAUAGAGAGAUCCGCCUUUCAACCUUGCGCAUACUGUGCCAUUAUGAACCUGUGGAUUCAGCUGAGAAUCAUCCUAUUGAAAAUCAUUCAGGAAUCGAUGAUGUUGAGACUAGUCUAGUUGAUGGCUGCCAUAACAAUGUUCUCAACCUACUCAGAUCUGUUGAAGAGACCACUCUUUCGAUCGCAACAAGCCGUAAAGUUAUUCUCCUAAUUUCUCAACUACAGACGUAUCUGAGUGAUCAUAGAGUUGCUGAUCAAUACAUCGUUGUCGCGUUAAAUGGAAUUUUUGGCAUACUUCAUAACCGGUUUAGCUGUUUCUGGAGUCCAGCUUUAGAGUGCCUCACUGUCCUCGUUGGCCGAUAUUUUGAGCUUGUGAGGAACAGAUAUCUUAGCUAUCUUGAACAGUGUCAGUGUGAUUUUCUAGCAUCUCAAUGUCAACAUUAUAGAGGUGAUAAUGGCUAUAUGGAGGACACUGGUUUGGUUGGAUGCUUCAGAUCCGACAUCAUUUGUGCAUUUGACAGCACUCCCAGCGCAACAGUCUUGUCCCUCAUGAUUCAGUCUUUACAGAAAGUUCCUUUAAUAGCUGAAUCUCACUCUCAGCAAAUAGUACCUCUGUUUCUUAAAUACCUGGGUUACAGUGUUGAAGCAGUCACUAGUGUUGGAUCAUAUACAACUGAUCAUAAAGGGAAAGAAUGGAAGGGAGUUCUUAAAGAGUGGUUAAGUUUGUUUAGAUUGAUGCCGAAUCCUAGGUCUAUUUAUCAAGGUCGAUUUCUGAGAGAUGUACUUGUGUAUAGGCUUCUCGACCAGAACGACACUGAUAUACAGACAAAAGUUCUUGACUGCUUGCUGAACUGGAAUGAUGUUUUACUUCCAUACAGUGAGAAUCUGAAAAAUCUAAUCAAUGCAAAAAAUCUGCGAGAUGAGCUUGCCAGGUGGAGCGUAUCGAGGAUUGCGGUGGAUUCUGUUGAUGAGCGACAUAGAGCUUAUCUCGUGCCUAUAGUCAUAGGGAUACUCAUGCCAAAAGUUAGAAACCUGAAGAUGCUUGGCACCCAGAAGAAUGCAAGUGUACAUCAUCGAAAGGCAGUUCUGGGAUUUUUAGCUGAGCUUGAUCUUGACGAGCUUCCUCUUUUCUUCUCGCUAUUAGUUAAGCCUCUGCUGCCUGUCUCUCAAGGUGGUGAUGAAAUGAGCGAAACUUGCUGGGCAUCAUCCAAAACUCAUCAAUUUGAGUUUGAUGAACCUGCUAUCCUGAAUCUCUUAACAUCAAAUUCCGUAGAAACCCUAUCGUGGAAGAAGAAAUCUGGUUUCCUGCAUGUUGUUGACGAUAUUUUGGCGGUUUUUGAUGAAGCACGCAUUAAGCCUUUCCUUAAUGUACUGAUUAACGGCGUUGUCCUCAUUUCAUCGAGCUGCACAUCAGCUCUUGGCAAUGAUAAUGACGAAGCUGAGGAUGAGAACCAGGGGAGGAAUCAAAUCUGGGAGAUAAGGUCCUUAAGCCUUAAGGUCAUAUAUAUUGUUCUUAGUAAAUACGAUGAUCAUAAUUUUGGAGAUGCGUUUUGGGAUGUGUUCUUUACAUCAGUAGAACCUUUGGUUGCUAAUUUUAAGAAGGAAUGUCUUCGUAGCAAAAAGCCGCCAAGUACACUGUUCUAUUGUUUUCUUGCAAUGAGUAAAAGCCACAGACUUUUUCCACUGUUAUCUAAGGACGAGAAUCUGGUACCCGAAAUUUUCUCCAUGCUCAGUGAUCCACCAGCUUCAAAAACCAUGUUGUCUUGUAUCUUGAAGUUCACUAAGAACUUGUUGAAGCUUGAUAAAGCCCUGGAUAGUGAAGAUUUCACAGUCAAAAGUGUUUUACUUCCUCAUCUUGAUGAGAUCAUCCGUGGCUUGCAUUGUAUUUUCACCGAAGAAAAUGUGACUAAGAGGCCUUUGCUCGAAUUCCCGGGAAAAAGAGAGAUCACUAUCUUCAACUUGUUGUCAGUGUAUGUGGAGGAACCAUCAGAUGCUGAAUCAUUUGUUAAUAUAUUACUCCUAUUUCUUGCAAAGAAACGCCUUGAUUCUGAUACUUGCGUCCUUCUAUUGAAAAUCAUUGGCCAAGUGGUGACUGUCCUGGGCAGUGAAAUUAGUGAAAAUUUUUUGACUUCACUAUCCUCACUUAUUAUUUCAGCUGAUAUUGAUGUUCGUAUCCAUAUAUGCGAUGUCCUUGACUCUGUUUCCUCCAAUGACUUAUCUUUUUUAACAAUGGCAAACAUUCUUCGUGAUCGAAGUGAAGCCUCUGCAGAGGUGAUGAAUGGUCUUGAGACUCCUGCCCCAUCUCCUUAUAACGAGGUUAAUGCGGAGUUUUAUUAUACUAUUGAGGAAAAACAUGCAAUUCCAAUCCUGAGUCUCGCAGUACAUGAUAUGUCAUCUGAAGAUAACACAUUACGGGGAAAUGCAUACAGAUUACUGAUCCCCUUCGUUGAAUUGUCUGGCUAUAUCCUAAAUGGAUCUCUAGAGCCUAACCAAAUGUGGUCUAGAGCCAGAAUCUGGUUCAUGGUAGACAAUUUUUUGUUGAAACAUAUGGGAAAUGCAAUGAACAAGAGAGGCACUUGUAAAAAGAUAUGGAUUGAGCUCCUUAAGGAAAUGGUGCUGAAGCUUCCCGGACCAAAAUUUGAUUCGUACAGGGUCUUAUGUAGUGAUGAUGUUGAACAAGAUUUCUUCAAUAACAUAGUACACAAACAGAAACACAGGAGAGCAAGAGCACUAGCUCGUUUUAGCAACUUUGUCGGUUCAGGCAAUCUGUCGAAGGUCAUCACCUAUAAAGUGUUUGUCCCACUGCUCUUUAGCAUGCUGUUUGAUGCACGAGAAGCGAGUGAUGAGAAUAUUGUACGUGCAUGUGUUGGUGCCCUGGCAUCAAUUUCUGGCUGCAUGACGUGGAAAAAGUACAGCGCCUUGCUAGACAGAUGUUUCCUGAAUUUGGCACGGAAACCAGAUAGGAAAAAACUUUUUUCACGACUUAUCUGUGCUAUCCUCGAUAAUUUCCAUUUUCAGGAGUCCCAUGAAUCGACACCUGAAAUACAGGAGACAUUGCGCGAAAACAUUUUCCCCAAGGUUCAGAAGUUGUUGGCCUCUGAUGCUGACCGUAUCAACGUUAACGUCUGCCUGCUUGCACUGAAACUUCUAAAAUUGCUCCCCAGUGAUAUCAUGGAUUCUCACCUGUCAACUGUUGUUCACCGUAUUUCAAACUUCCUAAGAAAUCGGCUUGAAAGUGUACGUGAUGAGGCUAGGUCUGCGCUGUCAGCUUGCUUGAAGGAACUAGGAUUGGAGUAUUUGCAGUUCAUUCUCAACGUCUUGAAGGGCAUACUGAAGAGAGGCUAUGAAUUACACGUGCUAGGAUACACGCUCAAUUUCUUGCUGUCUAAGUUCCACACGAGUCCCAUCUGCGGAGAGUUCGAUUACUGCUUGGAUGAUCUCCUUUUUGUUGUACAGAAUGAUAUACUUGGGAGUGUUUCUGAUGAGAAAGAGGUUGAAAAGAUUGCUUCUAAAAUGAAAGAGACUAGAAAGCAUAAAUCUUAUGAAACUCUAAAGUUGAUUGCCCAGAGUGUCACUUUCAAAACUCAUGCUUUGAAACUUCUUUCCCCUGUUACAGUUAAUCUGCACAAGCAGCUCAACCACAAGCUUAAGUCGAAAUUGGAGAACAUGUUAAAACACAUAGCUGCUGGUAUUGAAAGUAAUCCAUCUGUGGAGAAGACUGAACUGUUCAUAUUUGUGAAUUGCCUCAUUAAAGAUGGCCUCAUCGAUGAAGGUAAUGAACACGGAUGUGGUUUCCAACCAGUUGAAAACAAAAGAUUAGUGAAUGUGGACCGGCAAUUUUCUCAUAUGAUAACAGCGUUUGCGCUUGAAGUUCUGCAUAGCUACUUGAAGAAACUGAAGCUUAGCGCAGAGGAUGGACAGCUUUUAUCAUUGAUUGAUCCUUUUGUAAGUUUAUUGGGUCAAUGUUUGAGCUCCAAACAUGAAAACAUUAUAACAGCUGCAUUUAGGUGCUUUACUCUGAUAGUGCGGCUGCCUCUGCCAUCGCUUCAGCAGCAAGCUGACAAGAUAAAGACUUCUUUGUUGGUCAUAGCACAAGGAGCAGUUAAUGUCAACAGUCAGUUGACUGAGUCGUGUAUGAAGUUGCUAACAACGCUUCUGCGAACUGAGAGAGUCACACUUUCUAAUGAUCAGUUGCAUAUGCUGAUCCAGUUUCCAUUGUUUGUUGAUUUUGAAAAAAGACCCUCAUUUGUCGCCCUUUCGCUGUUGAAGGCUAUCAUACACCGAAAGCUGGUAGUUCCCGAGAUAUAUGAUCUUGUCCAGACUGUUGAAAAGAUGAUGGUAGAAAGUCAAGAUGAGCCCAUUCGUAAAAAGUGUAGUCAAAUCUUGCUUCAGUUUUUACUUGGUUACCAACUUUCUCAGAAGCGCUUGCAACAACAUCUUGAUUUCUUACUGAAAAAUUUGUGGUACGAGCAUUCCAGUGGAAGGGAAGCUGUCCUCGAUAUGAUCUACACCAUUAUCGUAAAAUUUCCGCAGCAUGUUGUGGAUGCACAAUCGCAAACACUGUUUCCGCAGUUGGUCCUUUCAUUGGCGAAUAAUGACGACAGAAAUGCUAAGAAGAUGUCUGCUGUUGCAAUAAAGUGUCUCAUUGGGCGUGUUAGCUCGCAUUCUCUUCACUCAAUACUCGAGAAUAGCUUAUCUUGGUACCUUGGAGGAAAUCAGAACCUAUGGGGUGCUGCAGCACAGGUUUUGGGUUUACUAGUGGAAGUUAUUAGAAUGAAUUUUCAAAUACACCUCAGUGAAGUACUUCCAGCAAUGAGAAACAUUCUUCAGUCUGCUGCCAAUGCUCUUGCAUCAACUCAACAAGAUUUAUCAGACGUCUUAGUAGUUCCGUUCUGGAAGGAGGCAUAUUAUUCGUUGGUUAUGUUAGGGAAGAUCCUAACUCAAUUUCCUAGCUUGUUCAUUGACAGGGAGCUCGAGGAUUUUUGGGAAACCAUCUGUGAAUUCCUCUUGCAUCCUCAUUUGUGGUUGCGUAACGUAUCGUGCCAGAUUCUGUCUUCUUACUUCGCUGCAGUGGACAAUCGAGAUAAGAGCAAAUUCAGAGCAGAAGCAUUCUAUCUCAUGAAACCGGGCAUACUCUUCCGAGUAGCUGCUUCAUUAUGCUGUCAGCUGAAGGUGCCAUCGAAUGAUGAUGAAACCGGCAACGUUAUCAAGCAAAACCUCGAGUUCUCAAUUUCCGCACUUCAUUAUUUCUUAAACAACAGUGAAUACACGGAUGUAUCUGGCUUCUGGUCAAGCCUUGACAGUUCCGAGCAAGAACGCUUCCUUAAAGCUUUCCGUAUUCUUGAUCCAAGAAAAGGGAAGAGAACGCUUCAAUCUUUUAUUUCUGAGGCCGGUGGGCAACAUGACAAAAAUCAGCAUCCAUUUAUUUCAUAUUUUCUCCAGAGAAUGGGGAAGCUUACCUUUCAGAUGGAGGCCAAUCAGAUGAAAAUUGUGUUCGAUUUUUACAAAGCAAUUUCACCAAAACUCCUCUGUGAGAAAUCUUCACCUGCAAGCUUUGAUGAUGUCCGUAGUUUUGCGUAUCAGCUGCUGUUGCCGUUGUACAGAGUCUGCGAAGGUUUCACCGGGAAAGUUAUUUCAGAUGAGCUUAAAGAAGAAGCAGAGGAGGUCAGGGAAAGCAUAAAAGGAAUCAUCGGAGAGCAUAGUUUUGUUCAAUUUUACAGCCAAAUAUACAAAAAUACCAAGGCGAAGCGCGACAAAAGGAAACAAGCAGAGAAGGUGAUGGCUGUUGUGAAUCCGAUGCGCAAUGCCAAGAGGAAGCGCAAGAUAGCUGACAAGCAUCAAGCUCACAAGAAAAGGAAACUGAUGAUCAUGAAAAUGGGCAGAUGGAUGCAUUCAGAUUAAUAAUCCUGUGCUUGCUGCUGAACCGUCUCCAACGAGCUCAUUAAACGUGACGCCAGUCACGUCUUCCACGCCAAGUCCACAAGCACUCAUCGAUCGCCCAAAGCGCGACUUGAGAGUUAUCUUUUUGGUUGUCUUCUUGAUUUAGUUGUUAAAUCCUUCUUCAGCUUAUUUGUAAAAGGAGCUACUGUCUAUCUCCUUUUUAGAUUAUGAGACUUACAAUUCCUUUCUAAGUUGGAUUAUGAGACUUAAGACUUCUAUAAAUAUGAGGUUUGU
Salvia hispanica is the source of this 7665-nucleotide messenger RNA. Lineage: Eukaryota; Viridiplantae; Streptophyta; Magnoliopsida; Lamiales; Lamiaceae. The record is from RefSeq and is a predicted model, not a curated record.